UGUGCAAGAGACAUCGGCAAAAGUGAGAACUUUGGAGGGUUUGAGAGCACAAAGACGUGUUUCUCUCCUCCUUUUCCUCCUCUCAUCUCUCUCUCUCGAUCGCCCUUGCGCUUGUUUUAGGGUUUUCUAGUAAUGGAGGGUGGAGGAUGGAGGGGAACAGGGCAGGGGGAGGCUGUGGUGGACUCGGCGGCGCCGGACUGGAGGUCCCAGCUUCAGCACCAGGCACGACAGCGUAUCGUUAAUAAGAUAAUGGACACAUUGAAGAAGCAUUUGGUGGUCUCUGCCCCUGAGGGUUGUAAUGAACUUAAGAAAAUUGCUAUGCGUUUUGAGGAGAAAAUAUAUACAGCUGCCUUAAGUCAGUCUGAUUAUCUUCGAAAAAUCUCAUUAAAAAUGCUUUCAAUGGAGACAAAGAGUCAGAAUGCUGCACCAUCUAAUCCUUCAUCAACUAAUCCUGUUGGGAAUCAAAUCACUGCAGACUCAGCAUCACGAGGCAUUCAGUCCCAAAUCAGCAAUCAAGGGCAAUCAAUACCCAUGGUUAAUCAGCCUCUGGCACAGCACACCCUUCUACCUCAGAACAUUUCAAAAAAUGCCCCAUCUACUACCAUACAAAAUUCUACAAGUCUGCCACCUCCAAUGCAAGGGGUUACUCAGAAUGCUAUGUCACAUAUUGGUGCAAAUUCUAACUUGCAGAAUGUUUCUUCAAUGCCCCAGAAUUCCAUUAACAGUAUUGCAGGGCAGGGAGCCACGCCAAAUAUUUAUAAUUCACAAAGGCAGAUGCAAGGUCAAAGACAACCCCCAUCUAUUGUAACCCAACAGCAUCAACAGCCGCCCCAGAAUACUCGUAUUUAUCAGCAGCAACUCCACCAGCAGUUGUUAAAGCAGAAAUCAACUCAUCCAUCACUUGUCCAGCCUCACCCCCAGCAGCAGCAGCAGCAGCAGCAGCAGCAGCAAUCCCUCUUACAGCAAAACCAACUGCAACCUUCCCAGCAGUCUUUAGUGCAAUCCAAUAUUCCAGCAGGCCAGUCUAAUAUUCAGCAGACACAACCAACAAUGAUGCAGACAGUGCAAAAAUCUGGCCUUCAGAAUCAACAGAAUUCAAUGCAGCAGUCAUCUUUGCUUCAGCAGCAUCCGCAGUCUAUUGCAAGGCAACAGCAAUCACAGCCUGCACUUCAUCAACAAUCAACUUCAUUUCAGCAACAACCAUCUGCUGUACCACAACAAUCUCUAUUGUCAUCACAGCAGCAGCAACUAAUGGGUCAACAAUCAAAUAUGUUGGCUAUGCAACAUAAUCAGUUGCUUGGUCAACAAAAUAAUGCUUCAGACUUGCAACAGCAGCAGCAGAGGUUGCCAGGCCAACAGAAUAGUCUUUUGAGUGUGCAGCAACGCCAGCAAAUUUUGAAUCAGCAAUCUAUAUCUUUACAACAGCAGCAGCAUUUAGACACAGAAAAUAAUUUAUCUGGACAGCAGCAGCAGCAGCAGCAGCUUUUAGGUCAGCAGCAGCAGCAGCUGUUACUUGGGUCUCAACCUGGCAUAUCAAGCAUGCAGCCUCAUCAAAUGCUGCAACAAAAUAAAAUUGCAAUACAACGAAGUCAGCAGCCAUCUUUGGCCAUGCUUCAAUCACAGAAUCAGCAGUCUCAGCACCCAGCAGCACAGCAGCAAUUGAUGCCUCAGAUUUCAUCUCAGCCUGGGCAGUUGCAGCAACAGUUGGGAACGCAGCAACAAGCCAGUUCCAUUCAAAGAGAGAUGCAACAAAGGCUUCAAACUUCUGGUGUCUUGCUUCAAUCUCAGAAUGCAAUUGAGCAGCAGAAGCAAUUCAUUCAACCACAAAGAGGCCUUUCAGAAGUCCCCUCUAGUGCCUCAUUGGAUUCUGCUGUCCCAACCAGCAACACAGGUGCAGUUGAUUGGCAAGAAGAGAUAUACCAAAAGAUAACGUCAAUGAGGGACUUAUACUUUGUGGAACUUAACGAACUAUUUCAAAAAAUUUCUCUCAAGUUUCAACAGCAUGAAAGUCUUUUAUCAGGUUCCAAGCAGUCGGAACAUUUUGAGAAAAUGAAGCAUUAUAAAACCAUGCUCGAACGCACACUACACUUUUUGCAGAUUUCCAAGGCCAAUAUUCAGCCUGGUUUCAAGGAAAAGCUCCCCUUAUACGAGAAGCAAAUACUUAGUUUUCUGGCCUCAAGUAGAGGCCAAAAGAUUGCUCCCUCUCAGUCAUCUUCUCAGCCACCAAGCCAACCUUCUGGUGGACAUACUCAAUCCACAUUUCAGCAACGAUCAUCUCAAGUUCCUCAGUUACAACAAAUUGACAAUGUAAACCAGCUCCAACAAAAGAAUUUGCAAGGUUCUGCAACAUCAAUGCAGCCAUCUGCUACCCCAAGCAUGCCACAUGGUUCUUUGCCAUUAUCGACAGCCUCAAUCAACCCCGCACAACAAAGUAUGGUGGCAUCUUCUCAGAAUACCAUGAAUGGGCCUCAACAGACCAACAACAUCCACACUCUGCCUCAGAGUUCCAUCAAUACAUUGCAACCUAAUGUGAGUUCAAUGCAAUUAAGUACCAAUAUAUUGCAGCAACAGCAUUUGAAGCAACAUCAAGAACAACAGCAGCAACCACACCUGAUGCAAAGUCAGCAAUUUACACAAUUGCAACAGCGCCAUACUCAACAACAGCAGAAGCAACAAGUAAUGCAGCAACAACUCCAGCCACCAGCAAUGCAACAACAGUUGCUCCAACAGCAAAAGCAGCAACAAACCUCUCAGUUUUCUGUUAAUCAAAUGGCACAAAUUAAUCAAGUGAAUGAGGAGAUGAAACUUAGACAAGGCGCUGGCAUGAAAUCUGGACUUUAUCAGCAGCAUUUCCAAGCAGGUCAACGACACAAUUUAUAUCAUCAACAGAAGUCAGGUUCUUCUUUGCCUAGUUCAUCUCCUCAACACAUUCAUAUUUCAUCCCCCCAAAUUUCUCAGCAACCAUCCCCGCAAAUUGAUCAGCAAGCUCUCUCAUCUUCUUUUCCAAAAACUGGAACUCCUUUGCAAGCUACAAGUUCACCUGUUGUUGUUGUUCCAUCACCUACUACUGCUAUUGCCCCAUCUCCGGUUCCGGUGGAUUCUGAGAAGCCACUCCCUCAUGUUACAUUACUAACAAACGCUGUAAGUAAUGGACCUCAGCAAACAAAUCUCAACCCAUCACAGUCAUCCAUUGCUGUUGGUACACCUGGGAUAUCAGCUUCACCCUUGCUUGCAGAGUUUGUAAGUCCAGAUGCACAUCAGCCUGAUGGGCCUGUAUUUUCUAGCAAACCAGGUGUGAUGGAGAAGCCUUUAGAGCGCCUGAUUAAAGUGUUACAAUCCAUAUCACCCGAGGUGCUUUGCUCAUCUGUUAGUGAUAUUGGAACUGUUAUCAGCAUGACAGACCGAAUUGCUGGCUCUGCACCUUGCAAUGGGUCUAGAGCAGCUGUUGGGGAGGAUUUAGUUGCAAUGACCAAGUGCCGAUUACAAGCUAGAAACUUCAUGUCACAAGAUGGCAGUGCUAUAGCCAAGAAAAUGAAGCGUCGUCUUAGUGCUUUGCCUUUGACUGUUGGAAGUGCAGAAAAUAGUUUCAGGCAAUCAGAUGGGCACGGCAUAUCCGAAUUUGAGUCAACUGUGACACCUAGAGUAAAGAGGCAAAAAGCUGAGGUCAGUCAUUCUUUACUGGACGAGAUAACAGAGAUAAACAAUAAACUGAUUGGUACAGUUGUCAGCAUAAGUGACGAGGAUGUUGAUCCAGUUGCUGUUGCUAUUGCUGGCAGCAAUGAAGGGACGGUCAUCAAAUGCUCUUACAGUGCCGUGGCACUUAGUCCUAGCUUGAAAUCACAUUUUGCAUCUGCACAAGUGUCUCCGAUCUUACCUCUGAAGCUCCUGGUGCCUCCCAGUUACCCGAAUUGUUCUCCAAUACUACUAGAUAGACCAUCAGUGGAACUAAGCCAAGAUUGUGAAGAUCUAUCGACCAAGGCUAAGUCAAGGUUCAGCACAUCACUCCGUGGCCUCCCGCAACCCAUAUCACUCAGAGAAAUGGCAAAUACAUGGGAUGUAUGCACUCGGAAGGUUAUAUCGGAAUAUGCUCAGCGAACCGGGGGCGGUGUUUUCAGCUCGAAAUAUGGUGCUUGGGAAAACUGUGUGAGUGCUUGAUCAAAUGAUGUUGUAAUUCUUCUAGCAUCAUGUUCAACCAUAUCUCCAGGUGUUGAAGUUUCUGUGAAGCACAAUGAGUUUGUUUGCCAUCAAUUUGUACCCUCCUUGUUAUUUGUUGUUAUAUGUAACAGCCUUGUGAAGUUUCUAUGUAUUUUCUUGUGUAUAUAUUUUAACAGUGGGAUUUGGUAAUGCCCCCUGUUUUUGAACUAUGUGCCCAAAUUGGGCACUUCCCUAAUGUUGUCUUUCUGUUCUGUUUUCUAAUGUUGGUUACUUAUGUACAGAUCAAUUACAUGAUGAAAUGUUUGCUUUUA
Messenger RNA from Dioscorea cayenensis subsp. rotundata (Guinea yam), 4466 nucleotides. RefSeq names its product mediator of RNA polymerase II transcription subunit 15a-like. The record is from RefSeq and is a predicted model, not a curated record. Gene Ontology annotation, molecular function: transcription coactivator activity; chromatin DNA binding. Lineage: Eukaryota; Viridiplantae; Streptophyta; Magnoliopsida; Dioscoreales; Dioscoreaceae. Gene Ontology annotation, biological process: regulation of DNA-templated transcription.